This is a messenger RNA of Volvox carteri f. nagariensis, 920 nucleotides long. RefSeq lists its product as uncharacterized. The record is from RefSeq and is a predicted model, not a curated record. The coding region runs from base 1 to 681 and encodes 226 amino acids. NCBI's taxonomy places the organism in Eukaryota, Viridiplantae, Chlorophyta, Chlorophyceae, Chlamydomonadales, Volvocaceae. The transcript is spliced from 6 exons. Gene Ontology annotation, molecular function: histone H4 acetyltransferase activity; protein N-terminal-serine acetyltransferase activity; histone H2A acetyltransferase activity. Gene Ontology annotation, cellular component: nucleus.
AUGCCUAAGGAGCUGCACGAAUGGUGCCUGGCGACCUGCAGGGAGAACAUGGCCGCCCUGUACGAACGUGUCUGGACGUGGAAUGACACGAAGAAGCGCAAACAGCUCUCCUCAGCGGCGUCACGCUUCCUAAUUGCGCAUGACGCGGGUGCGGGACGCACGCCACUGGCCUACGUCAACUACAGGUUUGAGGAGGAUGAGGGCCAUGCGGUACUGUACUGCUACGAGCUGCAGGUGGUUCGCGCGGCGCAAAGCCGGGGUUUGGGCCGCUUGUUGAUGGAGCUCACGGAGCAAAUCGCGUGGGGCUCAGGAAUGAGCAAGCUGGUGCUUACUGUGUUUUGCGAGAACACUGCCGCCGUCGCGUUUUACCGAAAGCUUGGCUACGUUCUCGAUGAAACGUCGCCGGACUACUGCCCCAGCGGCAGCAACCUCGUAUCCUCCAAGCACCAGAUGCCGUCGUUGGGUUUGCAGGCUGAACGCCGUGUGCCGGCGGAUUGUAAAUCACUGGCGUUGCAGCGAGAGUUAGCGGAGCAGCUGCUGCUGCCGUCGCCGCACCAGCUGCUUCACCCGCCGCCGCCGCCGCAACAGCCAUUAGAACAGCAGAGUUUGGUCCACGUACUGAGUGACAUGCCACAGGAGGAGCAGCAGCUUCAAGUCCAACAGGUUUUGGAACAGUCUUAAGCAGAGGUGAACAUGGGGCUCCAGCAUCUGGAACUGCCUUGAGCACAGGACCUGAGUAACUACAGGAUGAGAAUCUGCCAGGACAGCAGCCAGUGGGUCAGAAGCACCAACUACAGCUCGAGCACACAGAUGGGCCCACGGGGCUACAGCAGGCGCACUAGGCGCCAGCAGCAGCAGGGAAACAACAGCUGUAUGAGCGAUCGAUUUAAGCGGGGACCGCCUUGAAACCCUAAGCCGGC